Messenger RNA from Encephalitozoon intestinalis ATCC 50506, 198 nucleotides. RefSeq lists its product as uncharacterized. The transcript has a single exon. NCBI's taxonomy places the organism in Eukaryota, Fungi, Microsporidia, Unikaryonidae. Bases 1 to 198 code for a protein of 65 amino acids. The record is from RefSeq and is a predicted model, not a curated record.
AUGAAAAGAAAGAUGCAACUUGUCUACUUGACUUUGAGAAUGGUUGUGGCUCGCCAGAAUUCACUAGGAUAUGGUCUGAGGGAGUCUCAGAACUCUUUAGAGGCCAGGCUCUACAAAAAUUGGAUUCCUACCCACAAAUCAUGGUCUAGUUUCCUAUCUAAUAAUAUCGAAGAGUCCUGUGAUAGCAGUAGUGACUAG